Molecule: messenger RNA, 733 nt
Organism: Cryptomeria japonica (Japanese cedar)
Lineage: Eukaryota; Viridiplantae; Streptophyta; Pinopsida; Cupressales; Cupressaceae
Product: histone H2AX
Exons: 2
Coding region: 42-458 (138 amino acids)
Cellular component (GO): nucleosome
Molecular function (GO): DNA binding; structural constituent of chromatin; protein heterodimerization activity
Source: RefSeq, a predicted model, not a curated record
UAGAGGCAUCUCCUGUCUGUAAACUGCACAAGAAAAAGAAAAUGAGUUCUACAGGAGGCGGAGGACGAGGGAAGAGCAAAUCAACCAAAGCAGUUUCGCGCUCACAAAAAGCAGGGUUGCAAUUCCCUGUUGGUCGAAUUGCUCGCUAUCUCAAGGCGGGGAAAUAUGCAGAGCGCGUAGGCGCAGGGGCCCCUGUCUAUAUGGCUGCCGUUUUAGAGUAUCUCGCCGCCGAGGUUCUUGAGUUGGCUGGAAAUGCUGCACGGGACAACAAGAAGAAUAGGAUCGUUCCUAGACACAUCCAGUUGGCUGUUAGAAAUGAUGAAGAGUUGAGUAAGUUACUGGGUUCUGUCACAAUUGCCAAUGGAGGCGUACUGCCCAAUAUUCAUGGCGUUCUAUUGCCGAAAAAGCCUGGGAAAGAUAAGGGAGCAGAAAUUGGUAGUGCCUCUCAGGAGUUCUAGGCUAAGAUAGCUUCAAUUUUCUAUUUUUUUUGGUUUAGGUAGUCAUUAGUGAUUACCUCUCUUCCAGUGCCAUAAUUUAGCAACCUUAAUCAAAUUAUUGAUGUGUUUUGAACCUUUAUGACUAAAACUUGAAGGUGGUAAGUUUGUUGUUUGGCAGUUUGAGUAACAAUUUUAUUAAUGCAUUCAACUAUUGAACCACAUGUCAUAGAUAUUUGGGAAGCCCUUUUGUCUUGAAGUGAAAACAAGAGUAAACGAGGUCUAACUUUUUUUCUUUC